AUGGAGCGGCGGCGACGCGCAGCAGACGAUUCAACGGGACGGCGCCGACGCAGUCGGAGCUCCAGUCCCGUGUCUUCUCGUCCUACAGUACCACCUCUUGUUUUUCUUGGACAGACGAGAGGGAUGUACGUUCAUCUCAAGGAGUUGCUCGAGUUUUUGUGCAAGUACGACGCUAAGCCAUGA
Molecule: messenger RNA, 183 nt
Organism: Peronospora matthiolae
Lineage: Eukaryota; Oomycota; Peronosporomycetes; Peronosporales; Peronosporaceae
Source: the annotation of a GenBank genome assembly